AUGAAAGCAGAAGAUAUAGGAUCUCCACAGAGGAAACUCUCGACAACUCAACUCAGUAAAAUCGAGAGUCCAAUCUCAUCGAGGAUCAAACUUAGCGGUAUAGGGAAGACGCGUAAAAUCGCGGGAAAGAAUGCAACCUCGGUGCUUCUACAACAACGUCAAACGUUUCGCGUGAUGGACGACAACGUUGACGUCACGCCAAAGUUACUGACCCAUCCAACAUAUAGCUCGAUCGACGAGAAGCACGUAACCGCGUUCGAAACGAUUGGAUUGUCCUCGACCGGUAGCGUCGGCCAACUGUCCUCCAUUUCCGGUUGGAGCUCUAUAAAAAGAAGUUCGUCCAUGGUCAUCAGAACGUCUUCACUUCCUGCUGGCUCUAUAGUAGCGGAUGAUACGCAAUUCGAAAGUUUAUUGUCCACACAGACGGAUGAAAGUUUAAAUGGCGAAGUAGAGAAAGCUCCUUCUCAAUUUUAUUUGCCUAGCGAUGAUCCGAAUAUUUUUCCCACUCGACCGGAUACCGUGACGAUCACGCUCAAGGAAACUGAGACGUUUUUCAUUUUUGGGAUGCAUCCACGGACAGGCGACGUGCACAGCGCAGAAGGCGUGGCCAUUAAAGAGGAAAACGAGAGUUACGAGUACAAAACGGUUGGACCCGGUUCGAACCGGAAAUUGAUAGAAGGCGAAACGCAAACUAUACAAGUGCUGACGAGGUCACGAGGAACACAUCUGGGCAGGAGGCCACGUAGGAAUAGGGGCAUGUUCGUGAACAAUUGGGUGGUAUAUGACACUUAUGCUGCGCCGGAGUUGAUGAUCGAGAAGAAUGGUUUGCUUGUAGUGCACAAGAAGAAAUCUAUAGAACAAAUGUCAGAAGCGGAGACCUUGAAGUCCAGACUUCCAAAAUCACAAACGGCUGAGGACACGUCCAUCGAGCAGGAACAAAUCCGCAUAUUCCAGCGCGCUAAUUUUCAAAACGCCAUGCGAAUAAUGGAGCGUAUAAUAUCCAACAAUAUUUUUAUCCACGCGCAGAAGCGUUUCACUGGUCUGAUCAAGCAGGAUCCCUGCAGCCUUGACUUAGAAUUCACUUAUAGCCUGGACAUUCUGUGGACUCACACUUAUGCAGAAAGUACAGGCAGGCCAGUGGCGUCUUUUCGCUGGAACUACGUGAAUAGAAGCAUCUUAGCUGUAGGAUACGGCGCAAAAGCAAAUUCAGAAAUAAAAAAUGGUCUGGUGUUAAUUUGGUCUGCGAAGAAUCCCGGGGGUCCAGCUCGUUGGUAUAUUUUCGACAGUCCCGUUUCAGACCUCGACUGGAGUCGAGAUAGACCUAAUUUACUCGCUAUUGGCUUCUACGACGGCGAGAUCAAAGUAAUCGACGUGAGCAGUCAAGACAUCAAUGUCGUACGUCGAAGUCAAAAGGUCACGAAUUCCAGUUCACCACACUGGCAGGUUCAAUGGUGGAUCGGUGACGAGCAAUACGAGUACCAGGAACAAAUUUAUACGUGUAAUCAAUAUGGCUACGUGUUCUGCUAUCGAUACGUCGAAGACUUUACUGCAACGACGAUCAUGAGAAUCUUCCGAAUAGAAGGGACUCUACCGGGCGUAAAUAGAACUGUUCAAUGUAACCUAUAUGAUAUAUCGAUCAAUAGAAGUCCCGGGGCAUUGGUUCUUCGCAAACAUCCUACCUCAAGCACCAUUUAUUUUGUCGGUUCAGACGAAGGUUGCCUCUACAAAUGCUCCACGAAUUAUUUAUAUCAACACAUAGACAGCUUUCUCGCUCACAAUGGUCCAAUUUACGCGAUGAAGUUCUCUCCAUUUUGCCCGAAGAUUUUCCUAACCUGUGGCGCCGACUGGUGCAUACGAAUCUGGGCAGAAGGAUUGACAGAACCACUGAUAACCCUACAUACGGCUAUGGCUUGUGUUAGGUACGCAGCCUGGUGUCCCAUUCACUCCACCAUCAUCGUGAGUAUCGUGAAUAACGAGAUCUGCAUAUGGGACAUCAGACGGAAAACGCACAAACCUUCGUCUGUGACAACGUCACCGAACACCGGUCGGUUCGUUAUGGUUGAUUUCACGGCGAAUGGCAACCAGCUCGUAGCCGCGGACGUGGACGGUAUCGUAUAUAUAUACAGCGUCAUGUGA
Messenger RNA from Habropoda laboriosa, 2136 nucleotides. RefSeq names its product WD repeat-containing protein 78. Gene Ontology annotation, molecular function: dynein heavy chain binding; dynein light chain binding. The record is from RefSeq and is a predicted model, not a curated record. NCBI's taxonomy places the organism in Eukaryota, Metazoa, Arthropoda, Insecta, Hymenoptera, Apidae. Gene Ontology annotation, biological process: cilium movement. The transcript has 4 exons. The coding region runs from base 1 to 2136 and encodes 711 amino acids. Gene Ontology annotation, cellular component: axonemal dynein complex.